UUCCCUGGUGUGAGGGAAUCGUGUCCUUCAGUAUAUGUUUCUGUGUUCCGUGGUUCCGUUUCCACAUAUAUAUCUUGGUGGGAAAUCAAGGAGCGGUCGCGAGCGCAACAAUGGCGAUCCGGUGCCUCUCGUCCCCCUUCUCUCCUCCUUCGGCUCCGUUGAGGCAUAAAAUCCUCGUCUCCAAAGCCCCCACUCUGAUAUUAGCCUGUCGCCACCGCUCGAUUGCCCUAGAAGAUAAGAAUCAUCGAUUCCGUUCGGUGGGUAAAGCCAUGGUAUCGGCGGAGAAGGAUCUUGUCGCCAAUGAAGUAGCCAAGGAUGCUGAUGAUACAGAUUAUGGAGUUGUCAGCAUUCACCAUGUUGGUUUGCUUUGUGAAAACCUUGAAAAGUCACUUGCUUUUUAUAAGGACCUUCUUGGUCUUGAGAUUAAUAAAGCAAGGCCACACGAAAAACUUCCAUAUAGAGGCGCUUGGCUCUGGGUGGGUUCCGAGAUGAUUCAUUUGAUGGAGCUUCCAAAUCCUGAUCCCUUGACAGGACGCCCUGAGCAUGGUGGCCGAGAUCGUCAUGCUUGUAUUGCAAUUCGAGAUGUUUCCAAGCUUAAAGCAAUAUUUGAUAAAGCUGGGAUCGGCUACACACUUAGUCGCUCAGGAAGGCCCGCGAUCUUUACGCGAGACCCAGAUGGCAACGCACUGGAAUUCACACAAGUUGAUUAACGAACUAAUGGUCUUCCAAGAUUUUUAUGUAAUAGGAAAAAAGAAUACUUGCAGAACUUAUUUCAAAAAAAUGUUGGACCCCAGUGUUGUGCAGGAUAUUAUUAUAUAUUAAUUAUCCUGUAAUAGCUAAGAAGUUCUUGUGUCCAUGCUUUGCAUGUCUGUAAAGUUAGUGAUCUGGGGUGAUAAUAUAUGUACCUGGUAUUUAAGUUCA
Molecule: messenger RNA, 921 nt
Organism: Musa acuminata AAA Group (dessert banana)
Lineage: Eukaryota; Viridiplantae; Streptophyta; Magnoliopsida; Zingiberales; Musaceae
Exons: 5
Coding region: 111-710 (199 amino acids)
Source: RefSeq, a predicted model, not a curated record